AUGACGAGCUUCAUGCAUGCGAUAUGCGUUUGUUCGGCGACACUGGCUGGAAUAUUGUCUUUACUGGCUAUGGUUGCUAAUGGUAUGCUUCUUUACGUCAUGUAUAAGGAUCCCUUACGCUGCUUUCGUAAACCAAUUUCAGUUCUCAUCGCUGCCCUGGCCGCAAACGACUUAUUGACUGGAUCUGUUAUAAGCGGUCUUCACAUACGUAACGAAAUAUCUUGUGAAAUUCAUGCGGAUGAAACGACGACCCGCACGAGUUUUGAAAGUAUCAUCGGUCUAUUUGCUAUCAACAACGGCACGUUUCUUGUCAUGAGCUUGUCCGUGGAACGUUUGAUCGCCGUGGCCCAACCGUUUUACUACCGUGCGACGGCGAGCGGUAGAAAAACCUUGGCAUGUGCACUAUGCGUUGUGGCAUAUUCCGUGGCUUUCUGUUUGCUUCGAUUCACUGGAAUUCCACAGGGAAUUUACGACAUGUUACAAGUUCAUUUGAAUAUGACUUUUCCACUCGUGGCUGUUCUAAUUUUUAACUUCUUAUUGCUAAAAGUUUUACGUGGGUACAGACGGCGUGCGUGUUCUAUGAACUCUGACGCUAGCGACAGUGCGGUCUCAGCAAACGAAAAAAGAUUUGAUAUUGAUAAACAGUUCGCUUUUACAGCCAUUCUCAUAGUUCUUUUCCUCUUUAUUUCACAUUUGCCAUAUUAUAUAAUUACUCUUGUAGAGGUACACUGUACUCAUUGUGCUGGGAUAUGGCUUGUUUCGUGUCGGCGAAUCUUGUUACCAUUUCUCUAUAUCAACGCCGCCUGUAAUCCAUUUACCUACACGUUUCGCAUUCGCCAAUGCCGUCGGUCUCUCAAACUUCUCUUUUUUAAAUGGCAAGAAACGAUUGAGGUUUCUCCGAGAGCUCCAGCGACACCAGACUCUACAAGAAGUCCAAUCGCUCUACGAAAGAUUUCACAGAUAUGUCCGAAAACUGGUAAAAUUGUUGAAACGUUCGGGGAUAGACACAUAGCUGACGAUUUUGAUUUGGGAAUUGAUAAUCCACAAGAGAUCACGGAUGAUUUUGACUCUGAUGUCUGGGAUACUAAACUGUGA
Messenger RNA from Pocillopora meandrina, 1095 nucleotides. The record is from the annotation of a GenBank genome assembly. Lineage: Eukaryota; Metazoa; Cnidaria; Anthozoa; Scleractinia; Pocilloporidae.